CACACCAUUGACCCCAAAUACUUAACCUAUAGUGUUCUAAUUCAUCCUCUAUUUCUUCCUCCAUGGAUUCUUUUCUACCCUCUCCUGACUGUGACACCAUCUCCAAGACCGACAAUGGCCAAAUUGAUUCACAUUUAAUCCAAAAAACCAAUGAAGGAUAUAGAGAAAUACUCCCCAAUCUUCCCAGAGGCAAAGGCUGGAUGACAGAACAUCUGGUUCAAUACCAAGGUGUUUGGCUAACCCCUAAUUUCGCUUUAAAAGGUUUGAUGUGGGUCCAAGACCACUUCAAGCCUCGAUCCACUGAUAUUUGCUUAGCCACCUUCCCAAAAACCGGCACCACUUGGCUCAAGGCACUUACUUUCGCCACCGUCAACCGCACCCGCUACGGUUUUACCGACCACCCUUUGCUCACCACCGUUCCUCACGGUUGCUUGCCUUUCUUGGAGGCUUGCCCAAAAGAUCUUGAUGGGUUCCCUUCACCACGUCUUCUUUCAACUCAUAUCCCUUACACUUUGUUACCAAAUUCCAUGACUGUUAAUCAAAGUUGCAGGUUCGUUUACAUUUGCAGGGACCCUAAAGAUGUGCUUGUUUCGAAAUGGCUCUUCAUGAACAAGCUGAGGCCAAAAGAAUUGGCACCCAUUUCACUUGAGGAAGCAUUUGAGUUGUUUUGCCAAGGGAUAUCCCAUUAUGGACCUUAUUGGGAUCAUGUUUUAGGGUAUUGGAAAGCAAGCUUAGAAACCCCAGAAAAGGUAUUGUUCUUGAAGUAUGAAGAGUUGAAGGAGGAGCCCUCUGUUGUUGUUAAGAGAUUAGGUGAGUUUCUUGGUCACCCUUUUUCGUUAGAGGAAGUAAGUAAAGGAGUGGUUGAAGAAAUAGUGAAACUAUGUAGUUUUGAGAAUUUGAGCAACUUGGAAGUGAAUAAAUCGAGUGUACUAAAGCUCAGUACACAGAUUAUAAUUGAUAAUCGGCAUUUUUUCAGAAAGGGAAAAGUUGGAGAUGGGAAGAGUUAUUUGACAGAUGAGAUGAUAAAGCGUAUCAAUGAGAUAACAUCUGAGAAGUUACUUGGUUCCGGAUUGGUAUUUGGCAGCUAAUAUCUCAUUGCAAGAUCCUCAUUAAUCUAGUUGGUAUUUUCUACGUCCAUUUUGCUUGUUUCUAACUCAGUUAUUUUUUUUGGAGUACAAAAUAAUUUACCAUUGCAAUCAACAUUUGUUGGGUA
Gossypium raimondii (Peruvian cotton) is the source of this 1213-nucleotide messenger RNA. Its product is annotated as flavonol 3-sulfotransferase. NCBI's taxonomy places the organism in Eukaryota, Viridiplantae, Streptophyta, Magnoliopsida, Malvales, Malvaceae. Gene Ontology annotation, biological process: sulfation. Bases 63 to 1088 code for a protein of 341 amino acids. Gene Ontology annotation, cellular component: cytoplasm. The transcript has a single exon. Gene Ontology annotation, molecular function: sulfotransferase activity. The record is from RefSeq and is a predicted model, not a curated record.